CCAACACUGCUUUAUGAUGUACCUGCCGCUUGUAGUGAGCACUUUGACUUCCUGUCAGACUGAACUCAGGACAUUAAAUAAUUAAACUCUCAGAGUCGAUUGAUCGAGCAAACAGUUGCACUUCAUCUAAGAACCUGAUGAUAACAGCUGCUGCCUCUGUGCUCCUGAACAAAUAUUAGCCUCGUCUUCCUUCAGUACAGUCGGGGUAAGGCCAACGUGACGAGCAUGCUGGCACCGCAGGCCGACCGGGUCAUGGCAAUCGGGGAGUGGGAGGAACGCUGGCAGGAGGACAGGAUUGGUUUUCAUCAGCCCAACGUACACAAGAUGCUGGAGACAUACAUCGAUAAAGUCACCGUCGGGCGGGCUGGAGUUCGCUUCUUCGUCCCUCUUUGUGGGAAAGCUUUGGACAUGAAGUGGCUGGCAGACAUGGGCCAUUCAGUGGUGGGGGUGGAGAUAUCUGAGAUGGCCAUAAAGCAAUUCUUCGAGGAGAACAACAUGACUUACAGCGAGGAAGCUGUCCCUGACAUACCUGGAGCAAAGGUUUACAAGGGCUCAGAGAGAAAUAUUUCCCUCUAUCAAUGUGACCUGUUCAACUUCUCCAGUUCUGUUGGGGGUCAGUUCGGGGCAAUCUGGGACAGAGGAUCUCUAGUGGCCAUUAACCCACGAGACAGAGAAAAGUAUGCUGCUCUCAUAACGUCCCUCAUGGCCAAAGACUGCAGAUACCUCCUGGACACACUGCUGUACAAUCCUGAGUUAUAUUCAGGUCCUCCAUUUUUGGUGCCCGAUGAACAAGUGCACAGCCUGUAUGGGAACAGCUGCGAUAUCGAACUCCUGCAGACAGAGGACGUCCUGUCCGAGAGAAACCGAGGCUGGGGGCUGGAUUACCUAACGGAACAUGUUCACCUCAUCACUCCAAAGAGCACUUAAACUCUUAAUUUGUAAGUGUAGAGAGAAGAACAGAUAUCUUUACUGCAAACAUACAGGUCCAAGGCCGUUUUUUUUAACGCUUAGACAUAUUUUUCAUACAGUUGCAUUUACGGGUAAGAUGAAGGUGCAUGAAUGAAAAUGUCA
Messenger RNA from Labrus mixtus (cuckoo wrasse), 1071 nucleotides. Its product is annotated as probable thiopurine S-methyltransferase. The record is from RefSeq and is a predicted model, not a curated record. Bases 226 to 927 code for a protein of 233 amino acids. Gene Ontology annotation, molecular function: thiopurine S-methyltransferase activity. NCBI's taxonomy places the organism in Eukaryota, Metazoa, Chordata, Actinopteri, Labriformes, Labridae. The transcript is spliced from 9 exons.